This is a messenger RNA of Amphimedon queenslandica, 2772 nucleotides long. RefSeq lists its product as uncharacterized. The transcript is spliced from 14 exons. The record is from RefSeq and is a predicted model, not a curated record. Lineage: Eukaryota; Metazoa; Porifera; Demospongiae; Haplosclerida; Niphatidae. The coding region runs from base 68 to 2596 and encodes 842 amino acids.
CUGUGAAGAGAUCUGAGAAAGAGAAGGACAAAACCGAGACUAAAGAGGCUAGACUCUUUAGGACAAGAUGCUGAAAUGGAUGAAGAAAGGGAAAAAGAAAAAGAAAGGCAAGAAAAAUGGCUCAACUUCAUCUGCUUCCCAUGAAACGGUUUCAACUUCAGAAAGCCAAAGAACAAAAGCCAGUUCUGAUAUAGGUGUACAGGCAGAGUUUUCUCCGAUUAGGGCUAUCCCUUCACUUUUACAGCCAUCACAAGAUACUGAAUCUAAUGUAACAAGGAGUAACCAAGAGUCAACGGCAAGAAUCUCAUUACAAAGAGUCCAGCAGAGCAGUGAGGACGAGGAGGGGGGUACAACAGCAGAUGAAAGUGCUACAGUGUCCGAAUCAGAAGAUGAAGGACACAAGCAACCUCUUUCUCAAGCAAGAACUCAUAGUGCAGACAUAGAGCAAACAGCAUCCCCAAUAUAUGCCAAGGUUUCUAAGAUAAGGAACAGUAUGCCACCAGCGAUACCGCAGAGAAGCAAAACCACUGCCCUUUCAAAACCAAGAGAGAUCAAGAAAGAUGUAUCAUUUAGCAGUCAUUCAGGAGACAGUCAAACGCAGCAAGGAUUCAACAGAACAAAUAAACCUCCUUCAUAUCCACAGCAUGGCAAUGACAGCAACCAGAAAAGAUAUAAGAAUUCUGGAUCUAUUGUAGAAGUAAUAACACAGGACUCUAAUGAAAUAAUCCAACUGCCAGAUGAACAUACCAGCGAGGAGGAAGAAUAUACUACAGUUACAGCAUCAGAGGAUGAAGAGCACAGACAACCUUUUCAUCAUACAAGAACUGGCAUAGAGCAAGGGACUCUUCCAAUGAGAUCAGAGAGUGACAAUAUACAAUCAGCCUUGCAGAGGGACAAUACUAGCAGUUUACGAAGCAGAAAAGAAGUUUCUUUUAGCAGCCGUUCCUCAAGAGACAGUCAAACGAGAGCAGCAAAUAGACCCGAAGUAUCAGAUUUUGGAAUCAACAUAGCCUCGUCAUCUCUUCACUCUCAACUAGUACAGAGCAUUCAUUCACCAGCAACGAGUGUACUGCUAUCAGAAGGAAGUAGAGGAGGAAGACUAGAAGAAAGAGGAGAGAGCAGGGAAGGAAUACCAAUAGAAGUUGAGGUUGAGCAUGAAGGAGAGCCAGAGCCCCAGCCAUUCCCUACCCUACCAGUAUACAGUUUAAACAAAACAACAGAACUGAAAUCAGGCGAUAAAACUUACUUCCUCACUAGGAAAGGACCGGAUGGUUCAGAAGAGCACUUCACAGCAACAGUCCUCACGCCUUCUCCAUCGCCACCAAAACACUUCCUAAAGCAGCAAAGGAGCUUAUCAAUUCCUUCAAUAGGCACCCCACCUCUUACUAGCACUCCCAUUAGACCAGCCAUCAGUGCCCAUGUAGGAAUAAGCAGUGAUCAUGAGAUUCAUACUGCCAAUCAUCCUUCUAAUGAACAAACUGAUACUGGGUUUGAGAUUCAUACUGCCAAUCGUCCUUCUGAUGAACAAACUGAUACCGGGUUUGUAUCUACCAGGAAAACAAAAGUAUCCAGAGAGCCAAGCAGCUAUACUGUAUCUACACAAACAGAAAAUCGAUCACAAUAUAUUCAGAAUGAGACUGCUGACUCACUGAGGACAUCACUUGCUCUAAUAACUGCUGAUCUAUCAACAUACUCUCUACUAGGAUCAGAAUCAGAAUUGUCACUUGAUGAAGCAUCAGUUGAGCAGAUUCUACUUCAGCUACCAACCAGAUUGACUGGUGCUCUAAAGUCACUUAAUGAAACGAUAGCAUGGAAAGACAGGCAAUUACACUCUCAUCAAAAUGAAGUUAUGAGGUUGAAAAAAGAACGCGAUAGUCUCAAAUACGAGAAACAAGUAUCAGCCAAAUUUACUGAGAAACAAUUUAAUGGAAUAAUGAAUGAAAAAAAAGACUUAGAAGAAAAGUGUGCCAGUUUGAAAGCUGAAAGGGAUGAGCUGGCUGAUUCUGUUGCAGUACUCAAAGAAAAGAAAAAGAGAAAUAAAGAGUCCCACAAAUUAAGAGUGUCGUCAUUGCUAGAAGAAUCAAGGAGACUGACUAUAGAAAGAGAUGCAAUUAAAAAAGAUUUAGAAAUGAUGCACGAGAGCCACGAGCAGUUGCAAAAACUCCUCCAACAAAGGAAAGAGAGAGUUCAACAAAAUGAGCCUCUUCUGGUUCCAGCUGGUGCUGUACCAGCAAUACCAUUCAAAGAACACAAAAAGACAAUAAAAGAGUUUGAAAGUCUCGUUCAAGAUGUUAUAGCUAGUUCAAAGAGCAAGAAGUACAUCAAUUCCUUAAAAGGAGAAACAAUGAGUCUAAAAGCACAAUUGAACAACAUACAAGAUGAAUGUGCAGCAAUAAAAUCAGAGCAAAGGGACUACGAGAGACGAAUAAAAAGAUUGCAGACAGAUCUCCAUCAAGCAAGAGAAAGAGAGGUGAUGGUGGCCAGUGAGCUUUCACGAGCUAUUAGAAGCUCCGAGUCCUUAUCACCAGAGAAAUCGGUUGAAUUAUUGCCUGGAAGAUCUUUCGAUCGAUUGAAAUAUCAUAAACGAAAACUGUAGCCAUUCAUAGUAAUUAUUAUCAUAAUCAAUUUUUUAAAUAUUUAAAAUAAGAGCUAUUUAUUUUAAUACAACGAUAUUUAUUUGUUUUUAAAAUUACAUCUAUGUAAGAAACAAAAAAAUAAUAAAGCCACAACCUAUGAAGAACACAAUAAAAAGUUACAGUUUCUUCUUGAUUG